AUGUCGCUCAACAGGGCCACAUUUCCGCCCAUCAACAACCUGCGGGUGUUAUCUAUCUGGCCUUCGUCAGAAGAUCAUGAGAUUGUUUCAAUGAAAGUUGGUGAUCAGUUUUCUGAUAGUGAACAUUUUAGGGAUGCACUUAAGAAUUUUGCUAUCAAAUGCAAUUUUAACUUUACAUUCAUCAAGAAUGACAAGCAGAGAGUGACUGUCAAGUGUACUGUUGAAGGUUGUGAAUGGCGUGCCCACGUGUCCAUGGAAGAUAACCACCAGACGUUUAGGAUUAAGACGAUGUAUCCCACACACAUGUGUGGUGGCGGUAUUGGCACAUCCUCACAUCCCAAGGCAUCAAAAAAGUGGGUGAGUGCACGUGUUAUACAAAAGCUGAAGGACCGUCCCCUGUAUAGGGCUAUUAACAUUCAGCGUGAUAUGUUGCGAGACCACGGUGUCUAUUUAUCCUAUAAACAAGCUUGGCUAGGGAAAGAGGUUGCCAAGGAGGUUCUCCAUGGGAGUGAGGUGGCGAGCUAUGAUUUAUUGAUGUGGUACGCGAAGAAGGUGUUAGUGACAAACCCUGGAUGUAGGCCAUUGCUGUACCUAGAUGGAACUCACUUGCUCGGUAAAUACGGGGGCACUUUGUUAGGUGCAACGGGAAAAGAUGGGAACGAUGGUUUCUUUCAUGUGGCAUUUGCAAUCGUAGAUAAUGAAACGGAUGUGAACUGGACGUGGUUCUUGUCAAAGCUUGGAGAUACUAUAUACGAUGAUGACGAAUAUGUGAAACUUGUUACAUUUAUAUCUGAUAGGUCCAAAGGCCUUAUCAAUGCUGUCGCAAAGAAAUCCGAUCUAGUGCACUGGGCGAACUACAUGUUCAAAGGUGAUAGAUGGGGGGAGAUGUACUCAAACGUGGCGGAGUCGUUUAAUGCAUGGAUAAAAGAGGCACACCAUCUCCCUGUCAUAAACAUGGUAGACUCGAUAAGGUUUAAGCUGAUGGGCAUGUUGUGUCAUCGACGUGAACAAUCUCAUAGAUGGGAGAGACGUCUAUGUCCUGUCAUACAUCGAAAGAUUGAGGAACUUGUUGAAGAGUCUCGCAACCUACUGGUCGGCCGUUCCGAUGGUGACCAUUUUGAAGUGGUUGACCAGAAGAACUACUGCAUUAGUUUGAACGCUCGGACAUGCUCAUGUCGUAGAUGGCAGACUAACAAACGAGGAAUAAUGAAUAUAUUCCUUUUUCACUUUAUCGAGUACGAGGAGAUGGAAGUGACCAUGAAGUAUAAUAGGCAUCAAGAUGAAGUCGACAUCUGCAAACCGGAGUACAACAUCAACCAUCAUGAUUGCUGCGCGUACAUUGUAAGGGUACGGUUCGCUAUUCAUCUGUUCUAUCAGCCAUCAAAAGAGCAAGUGGUCGGGUGA
Messenger RNA from Dioscorea cayenensis subsp. rotundata (Guinea yam), 1404 nucleotides. RefSeq lists its product as uncharacterized. NCBI's taxonomy places the organism in Eukaryota, Viridiplantae, Streptophyta, Magnoliopsida, Dioscoreales, Dioscoreaceae. The transcript has 5 exons. The record is from RefSeq and is a predicted model, not a curated record. The coding region runs from base 1 to 1404 and encodes 467 amino acids.